CAAAGGAAAUGAAAAUGUAGAUACAUUAGCAAAACAAGCACUUGGAAAAGAAAAUAUAGAUGAUAAAAUCAAGCUAUCAAAAUCAGAAAGGAAUAGCAUGGUAUGGGAAAGAAUAAUUGGAGAGUGGCAACAUCAGUGGGACCAAGAACAUAAAGGAAGACAAUAAUAUUCAUUAAAAAAGAAAGUUGGCAGUGUAGGAAGUAAAGGAAGGAACAGGAAGGAAGAAACAGUUAAGACGAGGACACAGCAAACUGAACAGUACACUCCAUAUUAUAUGAUGUGAGCAUUGUCAUGUGCAGAAACCAUAGAUCAUAGAUAAUUGUUAAUUGCAGUAUGUAUAGAACAGAGAGAACAUACAUGAUAGAUGAUAUAAAAGUAGGUCUAGUGGGACAAGAAUUUAAGGACAUACUAGAAUAUGACAGAGAAGUUGACGAUCACCAGAAGAUGGCAGUAGUGCUAUUGCAACACAAUGGAUGCAAGCUUCCGUUAAAAACCAAGAAGAAGAAGAAAAAGAAGAAGACAUCUAACGGUGGUGGGCAAACCAGCAUCCGAUGCAUUUCCGCCACCUUCUGGCCUGGUGAUGAACGGUGACAGUGAUCAAAUAAAGGAGCACCUGAGGCUUCAGUUUCAGGCUCUUCAAGAGCAACAAGUUCAACGCAUCCAGAAAAGAUUGGAGAUGAGAAAGGAGUUGGACAGAGAAAAUACAGGCUCAAACAAUCUGGACAAUAUGAACCUCACCGAAGACGAUGAUGACAUGAUGGAUCUGGUCAAUGCAAGACUGAUCCAGAAUGAAAAUGAGGAGUUGCAUGAGCAGCUGAGGGAGCUGAGAGAUGAGAACGGCAGAAUCCAUAAACUUCUGAGUGAAAAAGACUUUGAGAUUAAACACCUGAAGAAGAAGAGAGAAGAGGAAAGGCUGGCUUUAGCAGGUACUGCUGGUCUGGCAGGAGAAGCUGCAGCGACCAAAAUUGUGGAACUGACCAAAAAGAAUCGUGAAAUGGCUGCGGAAUUGGAACGAGAGAAGACCAGAAAUAAACUAGCAAACAACAGAGUCAAACAACUGGAGAAAGAGCUUCAGGCCACACUGUUAAAUCAUCCUGGACAGAUGUCAAACCAGAAGAAAGCUUCACGGACUGUGAAUGAAAACAGUCCAGUGGACAAAUCUCUACAGGAGAAACUAUCAGCAGCCCAACUCAAAUUGUCUGAGUACCGUAACCAAAUCCAGGCCCUUAAGCAAGAGUUAAAAAUGGCUCAUAAGGUGUUGAGCUGUGAGGUGGGUGAGGAUGUCAAUAUUCCCCAGAUACUGUAUAAUCCAGGAGGAUGGAGAGGUCGUUCUCAACAGAUCCUAGCCCUUCAGAACAGAGUGCGAGAUCUGGAACAACAACUGAGCCAGACGUCUCAGAGGAAGCAGCUGGGUGACUUCAGCCUGGACGAGGAGAUCAUGAGACUGGGAGGUCUGCAGAAGACACAAGACAGAAACAUCAUCCACAUCCGUAAUAUAGAGAAAGAGCGGAAGGAGACAUUGGAGAAACUCACCAUGGACUAUGCAAUGCUUUUUGAAGAAAAUUCCGACGUAAAGAAGAAACUAGAAGGCUUCAAAGCCAGGAACAAAGUGUUGAGCACAGAGGUCAAAGCUUUGAAAUCCCAGAUCUCUACCCUGCUGGAAAAGGGCAGACAUGACGAUGAACUGGUUGAUGCUUUACUGAAGCAGCAGACACAGUGGCAGGCCAUGCUCGGUCAUAUGAGUCAGAAAGGGUCGCAGCGUGAUGUGGUUCAGCAGGGCCUGGAGAGACAGCUGCACAUUGAGGCCCAGCAGCACAAUUCCCUCAUCCAGCAGCUCAAACAUAUGGUGUCAGAGAAAGAGAAGAAGGUCAAAGAACUUGAGCUGGAGAUCCAACAACUGGCCAUCAAGAAGCACAAAGAAGGUGAGUCAGAAAAUAAGAUGUGUCCUAAUGGCAGACCUUUGACAUCACAACAGGAGAACCGCAGGGAGUCAAACUAUACCAGCUGCUCAGACUGUGCUGUUAAAGUCCCAUCGCUGCAGGCUCAGUGUUCAGAGUAUAAAGGUCUCUAUCAAGCUGCCAGUGUGGAGAGAGACAGGCUGCUGGAGCUGACCAAGUUACAGCAAAACAGGGAGGAAGAGAUGAAGCUGCAAUGGGAAGAAGCCGAGCAUAAAUUCAAACAAGAACUGCAGCGUUCAGUUGUGCUGGAACAGCAGUUGGAGAGAGCCAAACUGGACUCGAGGAAAGAAUUAAGUCGGCCUGCAACUAAUCGCAGUAGAACAGGAAGCUCUGUCAGCUCUCUGAGUCUCCCUGAGAAACACGAAGGCCUGUUUCCCAGAAGUCCCACCGAUGUUUCCCGCGACGAUGAACUUCAUGAACUCAGAUCUCGGCUGGCACUGCAACUGGAGGAGAACGAGGCCUUGAGAACCACUCUGAGGAACACCUUGAAGGAAAAGAAAGAGGCCCUACAAUUCUACAAGGACAUGAUGGAACCGGCCAAACAGAGCUUCCAGCAAGCCCACAGAGACCAGGGGACUUAGUUUGGCAUAAGCCUCCCUUGUGAGGAUCAACCUCAGAAAAGCUCUGAAAACAGAGAUCGCUCAAAGACAAAACUGCCAAUGUUUGGACACCAGCAUUGAGAGGUGAAAAGAGAUAAAACAGAUGUUUCAUGUUUAAGGUGAGUUUGCAUCAUUUGGAAGAAUUGACUGCGAAAGAAUGAAAGUUAUUAAGUUCUUGACAAGUUGUCAUGAGAUGUUUACUAUAUAAAGUUAGCACAAUAAGACUCAAACUAGAAGGACCCCACUUGUAUAAUGAAGGUGAACAUUUUGAGAAAUUAUUCAGGUAUACCAAAACUGACGUUUUUUCUUUAUCAUUUUUGGCUCCCUAAACUGGAAACAAACUUUCCUGCCUUCUUUACUGACGCACGUUGCUCAUUAAUAUUUGAUUUUUGCAUCCUGGUGUGAAACCAGAACAAAUAGCAAAUCCAAAACAAGCUCCCUCGGCGUACAGAGAGCCCCCUUCUUAUUGUCCUCCACCACCACGAGCGAUACGCGAUGAUUUGACCUCACGUUGGCCAUCUCUCCUCUUGUUUACAUUUAGCAUAUCAGCCUCGGCAUUCAUACCGGCAUACAUGAGUUAUUCUGUUUCCUGGUUUGAGGCCUCCCCUCCCCACACCGCUCCACCACGCUUAAUUUAAACCUGUGGCUGAAGCAGUGUACUCCUCUUGAAAUGGCGUACUAUUUCAUCUUCCCAGAAUCCUGAGGGACGCUGGCAAGCCCGAGGCUGUAAUGAGUGCAAAAGUACCACAAGACAAAAAUAUCACGCUGGAUUGGAAAUGAUGAAAAAUCGCCUUAUUUACGUUUAGAAACAGACAGCAGCUUGUGUUUGAAAUGAGAUUUCGGGUAAGGGAUGUAUGACUGGGAAAGCCAUAUACUGUAAGUCGACACAAAAUCAAGUGUUUACAGUACUUUUUGUAAUGCAUGUUAUUGUGCAUGAUUCAUCCAUGCAUAGUAUUUCAAAUAGGAAUUUGAUAAUAGAAGCGCGCUCCACCUUCGAAAUUACUUUUCCCUUUCAGCUGAGGUCAUCUAGGCCGAAAAAUGUAACGGUAGUACACCAAUAAAUAUCAAUUCUGUCAUCAUUUACUCAUCCCUCCAAACCUAUAAGACUUUCUUUCCUUUUGUGGAUCAUGUUUACAUGUUAAACAGUCCUGCGACUGACUUAAAACUUUACCUAAUAUUUGUGUGUGAUUUGUACCCAUAUGAAAUAAUAAUAAUAUAUGGGAAUAUACAGGAAAACACAAGGCAAUAUAUUAAAUAAUACAUUUCCAUAUAUUGGAACCAAGUGCUUAUAUAUGAAAAGUGUCAAUUCCUCAUGUAUUAUUGUAAUAUAUUAUCAAUAUAUAAUUCUAUAGAAUUUCAAAUAUAUAUUAAAUGAAUAAAUAUAUUGACAGUUAAUAUAUAGCAAAAUAUAUAUUUUCUUUGCGUAAAGGGUAUCUUUAGGCUUGUUAGAGUAUUGUGUUGUUAACCCAGCAAACUUUUAACAGCAAACUCUAUUGAAAUGAAUUGAAAAAAGAUGUACAAUAUGGUGCCUAGAAUGUGUCAAAUAAGUAACUUAUGAGCAACUGUACAUGGUAUACAAGGAGUGCACAUCAAAGCUUUUGUGGACUCCUAUAUAUAAAAGUGGUGCUGUUUCAAUUGAAAAUUGCAUUUCCACAAGUGUGCAAAUAAUGUAAGACUGGUUAUUUACUGUUGCUUUAGACACACACAAAAAACACACACAUUAUAAUCUUGUUUUGUGUAUGUGACUGACGGCAUAGGUGAUAAAUCAAAGAUAAUGAGUAGACUGAGUGAUUAUCACAUUCCAGCAUAUUGACCUUGUUUUUACAUAGAUCAAGUCAGUCUGUAGUUAGAGAAUAUCAAUGUAUUUGUCAGGUCAAAUCUGUUAGAUAUGUACAGAAAUAAAUCCACAAGUAAAUUACACAUAUGAACUGCUAAAGCAUUGUUUUUGAAAUGUCUAUACGUAUUUAGGCCUAAACAAAAUCUGUAUAUAUUUAAAGAUUAUAUAACAUACAUAUU
This is a messenger RNA of Triplophysa rosa, 4573 nucleotides long. It is a transcript of the gene ccdc13, whose product is annotated as coiled-coil domain containing 13. NCBI's taxonomy places the organism in Eukaryota, Metazoa, Chordata, Actinopteri, Cypriniformes, Nemacheilidae. Gene Ontology annotation, biological process: non-motile cilium assembly; cytoplasmic microtubule organization. Bases 581 to 2539 code for a protein of 652 amino acids. The transcript is spliced from 15 exons. Gene Ontology annotation, cellular component: centriolar satellite. The record is from RefSeq and is a predicted model, not a curated record.